This is a messenger RNA of Trypanosoma grayi, 741 nucleotides long. RefSeq lists its product as hypothetical. The record is from RefSeq and is a predicted model, not a curated record. The transcript has a single exon. Lineage: Eukaryota; Euglenozoa; Kinetoplastea; Trypanosomatida; Trypanosomatidae. Bases 1 to 741 code for a protein of 246 amino acids.
AUGGAAGGUGCUGCGUCUUCUUCGUCACCCUCCGCGCUGGUGAUUUGGGGGAGCACCGGCAGGCGGCUUCAGUUCACGCGGCAGGACUUGCAGAUGCCGGACACCGUCAAGGCGAGGCCGAAUCACCACUUCUUUGAAAAGCAGUGGGAUGCGGUGGCCGGGUUCUGGAUGAACCGCGUGCUGAAGGAGGCGGCGCUUCAACACAUGAGCGUCAGCGAUGUUGUGCAGUGCAUCGUCCACGACAUUGACAAGCGGUGGGAGCAGCGCAAGCGGGAGAAGGCACUCUACAAGAGACGAAAGCGGCUGCUCGACCCAAGCGGCACAACGGCUGCCGGCGUGCCGUCACAGCACGUGCUGCUGACGAACAUUCUGUCGCUCGACGCGUACCGGGAGCACGUGGCGGCGGACACGCUGGAGGAGUUGGUGGCGGCGGUGCUGGCGAAGGUGGAGGAGGUCGCGAGGGAGAAGGUGGUGCACCACACCCUCCUUGUUGAUGACGAGGAGAACACCGACAUCAGCAAGGACAAGGAGAAUAAGGGCAAUGACGACAGCGACAAGGGCAUGGCCGAGGAACCCGCAAAGAAGCGGAAGCUGGAGGGGAGCGGCGAGGCGACGUUUGACGAUCACGUGGCGCUCGUCUGCACAUUCACCUCGCAGGAGAAGGCCGCCAGCGUCGUCGCUGAGCUGCACGGAAGCACGUUUGAUUCACGAGCGGUGCUGUGCCGCUUUUACGCCUUGUAG